This is a messenger RNA of Serpula lacrymans var. lacrymans S7.9, 2157 nucleotides long. RefSeq lists its product as uncharacterized. The transcript is spliced from 2 exons. The record is from RefSeq and is a predicted model, not a curated record. Bases 1 to 2157 code for a protein of 718 amino acids. NCBI's taxonomy places the organism in Eukaryota, Fungi, Basidiomycota, Agaricomycetes, Boletales, Serpulaceae.
AUGCGCUUCUUCAAAUCCUUUCGUUUAAUUCAUCGUCGCACCAAGUCUGAGGGUGACGUCCCUGCACUGUUGCCGCUGUCUUCCUCACCGGCACCUCUAAAGCCCUCACGCUCGACGCAACACGUCUCUGAUGUCAGUGCAGGCCAUACACACGGAGGUAUCAAUAAUAGCUCUCCUUUUCACAUCCCUGGUAGUCCUAUAUCAUCAUUUCAUCCAGAACAACUAUACUCUCCUUUUCAAGUUCCCUGGCCCGACCCAUACCACCUACACGAAGUCAUAGACACAUUCAAGCUGCGCACUUUCGAACUAGAAGCCGAGCUUCGCAUGGUAAAAAAGGCCAAUAUUACAAUGAAAUUCGACCUGGAUGUUCUCGAGGAUGAACUGUCUUCUACCCGCGACUGCCACUACAGAGAGAUGGUCAGGAUUGCACGACUCCAAAGGCAAAAUCUGUUCGAUAUCCAGCAAAUUACCAAACUUGAGUCGCGAUUUAAUCAGCUUACAGGACUUCUACAUGCGAUUGGCUUGUCACCAAGCGAUAUAGUCACAGUCUGUGAAGCUCUUGAAUUCUCAAAUGAGAAUGCCGAAGAUUUUUUGGUGAACGCCAUCAAAGCUGCUGUCAAUCAGCCUGGAACUCCUCUGGCGACGAUCAAGCCUAUCAUCGUGGGGCCUCGUACACCCGAACACUACCGUUCAGCUUUGACAAUGACGUUGAGCACUAGGAGGGAGCUCAAGAGCUCAAGAAAAACUACCAAAUUCUGGAAGAAACUAGCGCGAGAGGAUGGCAGAUAUGCUGAUCUAGUCACCCCGUCGUCUUCCGACAUCUCGUCAGUUCACGAGCUCCUGAGUCCUCAGCGCGAAGACGCCCUGAAGGCACUUAUCGCUAGGCGUCAACAAGCUCGCGAGCUCAACCUAUCGAAUGGCGAACUUGGGUCCUCUUCUAGCGCUGCUUCGGACACUCGCCUAAGUGCAAUCACCAUACAACUUUCGACUAAUGCAAGGAGAAGUAUGCCUACCCACGUCUCUACAUCGUCAUCGAACUCGGUAUCAAGUUCUACUUCUACUGCACAUCUCCCCUAUCUUGCCUCCCUCCCUCAAAUCGCAAGCCAGUCCAUCAAGGAAGAACUUGCUUCUCGCACUUCUACCUAUGUCUCCCGUCCCCUUUCAUUCUCUCGUCCUACCAAGCCACCUGUGCUAGGGGAAGUUGACACGAAUGUAACCAAAUUCGUAUCCAACAACGCAUGGGAGGUACUUGACGAGCGGGUUUUGACUGAAAACCAGGAGGCUGCUGGAGCUAUGGUUUCAACAUCAAGCCAGGAUCUUAAUCAGAACAAGCACAACACAUCUCUCAAUCUUGGUCAUCGACGCAAUACGUCAGUCUCAUCGCAACGUUCCAGUAGAUCCAAUAGGAGCUCCUAUCGCCUCUCAACGGCGUCACCGGUUCGCUUCUUGGUAUCCGCGGUAACCGAUGCACUUACAGAAAGCGUCAAUGUCCAACCGGAGCGUACUAUGGACUCAGGACAUUCCCGUCGUUCUAGCGAUAUCAGUGAUAGCAGUCUGCCUUUCGACAAUUCCGUGUUCCACAGCUUGCUUUUCGGGGCCAACUCUAAUUCCUCUAGCAACUCUCCUCUGAUCGCUGGAAACAAUGGAGGUUUUGUUCCUACUAGUGUAGCCCCUGAAUCUCGCUUCAUCGAACACGUGGGUGUGGACAGCACACGUCUCGGACCGGAUCCCUCAAUGUCGACCUCAACUAUCAACUCACCGGGUCUGUCCCCUUGCUUGAGCGGGAUCAACGAAGAAUCCAAAGAGUCACUUUUCAAUGCACAUGAUACGCCGACUACAGGACCUACUACGCCGUCGAAGACACCUCCAGGGUCUACUCCCACCAAAUCGAGUCGUCUACCGGUUUUGAAGCACUUCCGUCGCUUGUCAAUGUCUACUCCGACUCCAGAAGCCCUUUUGAACAAGUUCCGUUCUCGUACGUUUGGGACCCCCUCAAGUGAGAAAGCGCGACCAAGAGCUGCUUCGGACUCGCCGAGAAGCCCAACUGCGGGCUCAACCAAGCCAUCUUCCAUCCCUAUCAUGAAUCGGAGGUUGACUCUAGUAGGAAGGAAACUUUCAAUAUCUUCAAAGCGUGGAACGAACAAGACAACACCCUAG